AGAGCGCGUUUGCGGCAGCAUCAUGGCAGCGUAUGGUAUGAGUUUUGAGAGCGCAAACAGCAUUAAAUCAAGAAAAGAGGACAAAAGAGAAGCGAGAGAAGAAAUACUACAGCGGGCUAAACAGAAGUUUGAGGAUGAGGAGAGGAGACGGGCUGAGAGGAAGGCCAGGGGUGAAGACACAUGGAUGCUGCCAGAGGUUGACAACCGACUACAACAGAUAGGACAGGAGCAUACAGUGAAAAACAAGAAAAAGAAAAAAGAAAAGAAAGCCAAAAAGAGUAAGAAAGAAAAGAAAAAGAAGGUCAAGAAAGAGAAAAGGGAACAGGAAGAUGGAUCUUCAGACAGUUCUCAGGUGGACUGUGAGGAUGAGUGGGUGGAAGGAGGCGAGAAACCCUGGAAGGUGGAACAGGAGGCCACACCCACUAGCUCAGCCAGUACUAACCAAAGAGACGAUUGGAUGACCUUUGACUUCCUGGCUAUGAAGACGACCUCCGUGACGGAGAGACGUGCUCAGAAAGAGGCCGCGAAAGAGGCGGAAAGAGAGAAAGCACAGGCCAUCGAGCAGGCUGGUCUUCACAGGUUAGAGUUGAACCCGUAUUGGAAGGAUGGAGGAAGUGGUCUGCCACCUCGGGAAGCAGCUGGUACUGCAGUUAAGAAAGCUGGAGUGGUGAAUGAUGGAGGGGUAAGCUGGCUCCGGAAGUCUUAUCAGAGGAUGAAAGAGCAGGCCGAACGGGAAAAGCGCAGUGUUGAGAGCGUGGUGGCAGAGAGAUAUGGGUCAAUAGAAGAGUUUCAGAAGAGACUGGAUGAAGCUGAAGAAGCGGCUUACGGAGAGAGACGAGAAGAGACGAUAGACCGACACGAGGGCCGAGAGAGAUGGAGAAGAGACAAUAGAGACGAUGGGAGAGAGAGAUGGAGGAGAGGUGACCGGGAGGAGAGAUGGAGAGAGAGAUCUCCACAAACUGAGAGAGACAGAGAACGCAGCAGACAUGACAGAGAGCAAAAGAGAGAGAGAGAUGACGGGAAGCGGGGCGAUCGAGAACCCCAUUCCAUAAAACGCAUCUCUCACUCGGGGUCCUCUGCCUCACUCUCCAGCCUCAGGAGCAAGUUCCUCAAACCCUCAGACAAUGAUGAGGACAUGAGCGUAGGGGCGGGGUUAAAGAUGGGAGGAGCGACAAGCUCAACGUCCAAUCAGAGUGCAGGAUUCAGGAAACCUGUUGAUGAUGAAGGUAGUGGUGUUGUGGCUGCCUGGAGGAAGAGCAGCGCUGUGCAGGAGAAAGCGGCAUCACAGAAACACAAAGACAACAGCGCCGCCCUGCUGGAGGAGAGUAAAACAACAACAGCAGCAGAGAGCAGUUCAGAGAGUGAGGAAGAGGAGGAAGAGGUGAUUUUGACUGAAGAAGAGAUGAAUAAACUUGGAGCCAAACUGGUCAAGGCAGAAAUCGUGGGUAACACGGCCCUGGUUGAAAAACUAAAGGCUCAGAUGGACGCUGCCCGCCGAGCGAAGGAGAGCAGAGCUCAAAGGAAAGAGCGGACGGAACAGGUGUCUUCGCAGCCAGAUGCAGAAAAAGAAGUGGUGCUGUUCAGAACCGACCAAUCAGGACGAGCGUGGCCGGUCAACGCCCCCACGCAACAUCAGGAGCCGAGGGGAGGACGAAGAAAGAAAAAAGCUAUCGAAACGCAUCAGGACGGCGAGCGUGUGCGUUAUUUUGAAGAUGAUGACGGUGUGGAUCUGCGUGAGAUGGUCAGACGGGAGAAGAUGAGCACUGCUGAAGAUCAGAACGCUCUGUACUCGAGGAUGGCUGCGAAGAUGAUGGGAAGGACGGACGGUGAUAACUACAUGCUGGAUGACAUGUUUGUGUCGAGUGCGGCCCAGAAGGAGGGCUCGGGUCGAGACGAGGAGAGACAGAGGAAUAAAGCCGUGCAGGAGACACGACGCUUAGCCGGACGCAUGGAGAAGUGCCCGCACUGUUUCGACAGCCCCGAACUGCCCAAACAUCUCAUUGUUGCAGUUGGAACCAAGGUGUACUUGUGUCUGCCAAACGGUGUGUCGCUGACUGAAGGUCACUGUCUGAUCGUCCCUGUCCAACAUCACACAGCGGCCACAGGCCUGGAUGAGGACGUAUGGAAUGAAAUACAGACGUUCCGUCUAGCUCUAGUCCAGAUGUUUGAGGCUCAGGAUUUGGACUGUGUGUUUUUCGAGACUCACAUGAACCUGAAGAGACAUUUUCACAUGGUGUACGAGUGUGUGCCGCUGCCCAAAGAGCUCGGAGACAUGGCACCUAUUUACUUUAAGAAAGCCAUCAUGGAGUCAGAUGAGGAGUGGGCCAUGAAUAAGAAAGUUGUGGAUCUCUCAUCUAAAGACAUCAGACGAGCCGUUCCACGAGGGCUGCCGUACUUCUCCGUGGACUUUGGUUUGCAGGGCGGCUUUGCUCACGUCAUCGAGAACGAGCAGAAGUUUCCACACUAUUUUGGCAAAGAAAUCUUGGGUGGAAUGCUCGACCUUGAACCCAGACGAUGGCGGAAACAGAUACGUGAGAAUUUUGACGACCAGCGGAAGAAGGUCCUUGCGUUCGCUCAGUGGUGGAAACCCUUCGACUGUACUAAGACCGACAGCUAGCCAAUCAGAGACGAGCACGCUGAUGCGUUCUGAGCUCUGAUUAAAUACGCUGUUAGGUUAUGCAGACACUUGUUUCUGUAUGAGAAGCAUCUGGACAAACAUAGAAAUGUACAAAGUUAAACUAGCUAGCUGUUUAUUGCAGGUACGAGUGUUUACCUGCUUGAGACAAACUAGAAGUGUCGAGCUGUUGAAGUCUUGAGUUUUUAUAAGAUGUGACAAAAGGCUUUUUAUGGACAGGUGAUGAUGUCCCUCCAAACACAUUCAUUUUUAUUACUCUUGUCUACAGUUUUCUCUGAUAGAUUUGUGUAAAGUGCUUCCCUGCUUUUGUCCACAGUGAUGUUGUAAAUCAGUGUUUUCAAGAGCAUUAAAAUCAGAAAAAAAUGACAAAAAGUUCUCUA
Molecule: messenger RNA, 3015 nt
Organism: Triplophysa rosa
Lineage: Eukaryota; Metazoa; Chordata; Actinopteri; Cypriniformes; Nemacheilidae
Gene: cwf19l2
Product: CWF19 like cell cycle control factor 2
Exons: 18
Coding region: 23-2617 (864 amino acids)
Biological process (GO): mRNA splicing, via spliceosome
Cellular component (GO): post-mRNA release spliceosomal complex
Source: RefSeq, a predicted model, not a curated record